AUGGAUGAUCAUAGAGUAAAUUGGUUUGACGACAAUGGGAAUGGAAAAGCUAAAAGUGUCUACGAAUACAUUCGGAAUUCGAAUGUCGAAAGCGAAGAAAAUGAUCAAACUGUUCAUUUUGGUCUUGAUGAUAUCACCCCUUUACAACCCGCAGCUGGCUAUGACAUAAGCGAGAGUUCAGAAGGAAGCAAGUAUUUUCUCCCGAUUGUGGAUGACGAGCUCAAGCCAAUGAUGAGUGCACGCUAUGCAUCUAAAAAUGAUGCUGAAAAGUUGUAUAGAGCUUACGCGGACAAGGCCGGGUUUGAUAGCAGUGAGAGGAGAUAUCGCAAUACGAACCUUAAACGUUGUGGAUGUAAUGCAUGUUUAAAAAUCCACUUGACGAAGGAUGGGUCUUGUUACGAGAUAUACGAGUUUGUUGAGGCACAUAACCAUGAGUUGUUCAACAUCAACGAUCGUCGUUUCUCUAGGAAGAAUAGACAAAUGAAGUACACAAAUUUCAAAAAUGUGCUCAACAGCUCGAGCUACAAAGUUGGAGUGAGAAGGGCACAUCGUAUUCAAAUGGCAUUGAACGGAGGAUUUGAGCACAUUCGAGUUUCAGAAAUUGAUUUCAAGAAUUUUAAGAGGGAUGCUGUUGCUUGUGUUGGGAACAAGGAUGCAAAGAUGUUGAUCAAUAAACUAUCAAAUAGACGUGAAAUUGUCCCAGGUUAUUUCUUCGAAUACAAGUGUAAUGAACGGGAGUUGAUCGCAAUUUUCUGGGCAGAUGAAGUUGCUAGGAUUAACUACAAAGAAUUCGGGGAUGUCAUAUCGUUCGACGGAACGUUCCGCACAAACAAGCAUGCCAUGAUUUUCGUGCCUUUUUUGGCCGUUGACAACCACAAGGCUUCCGUUGUGGUCGGAUCUGCUCUUAUCAGUGGCGAGACAAUCGAUAACUUUACAUGGGUUCUCAACGCUUUCCUAAAAUGUCAUGAGAAGCAACCAGUGUUCGUCAUUACCGACCAAUGUUCUGCAAUGAAGCAAGCUAUACCGAUGGUGUUUACGGAAKCCAAGCACAGACUCUUGGUCGACAUAUACAAGCUCGUAUGGAACAUACAUAUUGGACCAUCGGAGUUCGAGAGUCGUUGGCAUGAGAUGAUCGAUGAAUACAAUAUGGGGGGAGAUCCUUGGUUCACAGAGAUGUAUGCCAUUCGGCACUCAUGGAUUCCAGCCUUUUACAAGGACACGCCAAUGUCUAGGUUAAUGAAAACAACCUCAAGAUCCGAGAGUUCGAAUUCAUAUAUUAAUAUAUACGAAUCGUACUGGUUUGAUUUGGUUCAAUUCCUUAACAAUUACGACGUAGCUAUUGAGAAACAAAGAUACCGACAAUCUGUUCACGAAAUAGUAACGAGAACCACUAACCCUAAAUUUGUAACCCCGCUGCGUUUAGAAAGUAAUGCAUCAAGCAUAUACAGUCGGAAUGUGUCUUUUGACGUGCAAAAGGAAAUAAAGAAGGCUGUCUGGUUCUAUGCUAUAGAGUCAGUUGAAUGCCGGGAUCACUUGAAGUCAUUCGUGAUAAGCCACAAGACCAAGAAAUCCUCUGACAACAUUUCCUAUCUGGUGAACCGUAAUUACUCAACGGACACCGUCGAGUGCGAGUGCAACCUAUUCACGCGCAACGGCUAUCUUUGUCGUCACGCGUUCAAGGUACUGAUAAAUGAUGAAGUCGAAUUCAUACCGGAUAGAUAUGUGUUACUGCGAUGGAGACGACAAUUAGUCCCAGUGCAGAUACAAUCGGCAAGGGUUCGUUACGGUGAGGUUGACGCAGAAAAAGAUAAGUGUAUAUUUGAUGUAUAUUCCAAGGUCGACGACAUCAUAAGCAUCGCCCGGAAUGAUAAGACUAUAUUGUCUAGAUUGGAGCGGUAUCUCGACAGAUUCAUGGCUGAUAUAGAGAAGGAAGUCCCAUAUGAAGACCCAUCUCAACAGAGGUUGGAUGCAAUUAGAGAUCACCUAGGUGUUUCCAUACCUGAUGAGGUGGAUAUUCUACCACCAUCUGGAAUUAGAAACAAGGGAUGUGGCACUGGUAAGAGACUGGUAAGUGUAGCUGAGAAAAUGCAAAAUAAUAGCAAAAAAGCAAAACAAAAAUGUGCAACCUGUGGGCAACGUAGUGGUCAUGACUCACGUAACUGCCUAGAAUUGAUAGGUUAG
This is a messenger RNA of Cynara cardunculus var. scolymus (artichoke), 2181 nucleotides long. RefSeq names its product protein FAR1-RELATED SEQUENCE 5-like. Bases 1 to 2181 code for a protein of 726 amino acids. The record is from RefSeq and is a predicted model, not a curated record. NCBI's taxonomy places the organism in Eukaryota, Viridiplantae, Streptophyta, Magnoliopsida, Asterales, Asteraceae. Gene Ontology annotation, molecular function: zinc ion binding. Gene Ontology annotation, biological process: regulation of DNA-templated transcription. The transcript is spliced from 6 exons.